UAGCGGCCCCGGGCCCAGGCGCGAUGGUGCAGCAGCGGGGCGCGAGGGCCAAGCGGGACGGCGGGCCGCCGCCCCCGGGGCCCGGGCAGGCCGAGGAGGGGGCGCGCGAGCCCGGCUGGUGCAAGACCCCGAGCGGCCACAUCAAGAGGCCGAUGAACGCGUUCAUGGUGUGGUCGCAGCACGAACGGCGGAAGAUCAUGGACCAGUGGCCCGACAUGCACAACGCCGAGAUCUCCAAGCGCCUGGGCCGCCGCUGGCAGCUGCUGCAGGACUCGGAGAAGAUCCCGUUCGUGCGGGAGGCGGAGCGGCUGCGCCUCAAGCACAUGGCGGAUUACCCGGACUAUAAGUACCGGCCGCGCAAAAAGAGCAAGGGGGCGCCCGCCAAGGCGCGGCCCCGCCCCCCCGGUGGCGGCGGUGGCGGCGGCCGGCUCAAGCCCGGGCCGCAGCUGGCCGGCCGCGGGGGCCGCCGAGCGGCUGGAGGGCCUUUGGGGGGCGGGGCGGCAGCGCCCGAGGACGACGAAGACGACGACGACGAGGAGCUGCUGGAAGUGCGCCUGGUAGAGACCCCGGGGCGCGAGCUGUGGAGGAUGGUCCCGGCGGGACGGGCGGCCCGAGGACAAGCGGAACGCGCCCAAGGGCCGUCGGGCGAGGGGGCGGCCGCCACCGCCGCUUCCCCGACACCGUCGGAGGAUGAGGAGCCGGAGGAAGAAGAGGAGGAGGCGGCAGCGGCUGAGGAAGGCGAAGAGGAGACAGUGGCGUCGGGGGAGGAGCCGCUGGGCUUUCUAUCCAGGAUGCCCCCUGGCCCGGCCGGCCUAGACUGCAGCGCCCUGGAUCGCGACCCGGACCUGCCGCCUCCCUCGGGCACGUCGCACUUCGAGUUCCCGGACUACUGCACCCCCGAGGUUACUGAGAUGAUCGCGGGGGACUGGCGCCCGUCUAGCAUCGCCGACCUGGUUUUCACCUACUGAGCCCACCGUCAGCGGGGCGCGCACGCCCCCAAACCAGCUGUUUACAUACAGGAAUCAGGUAUUGGGGCCCCUCGGAGGCCGAGGCUGGCACCCCAUCUCCCGCGCAGCCUCCCCCUUCCUGGACGUGCCCAUCCCCCCUCAGAUCCAGACAUGCCCCUCCCCCGCAGACACACCCCAAGGCAGCCCAACCCCCACCCCUUCCCUGACAUCCAAGCCCCUCCCCACGUUGCCCCCUCCCGCACAGCCACCAGCAGCCAGCCCCCUCCGAUACACCUCCCGUCCUCUCCUACAGACCUGCACCCCUCCCCCCCUUUGCACACGCCCCUCCUCGUGGCCGGAGGACCCGCCCCCUCUCUUGCUCCAGAUCCCUCCUCCCUCGCCCAGCCUGCCCGCUCCGGGUUAGGGGGGUGAUGCGGCUGGGUGGCAACGCGCGCUCCUCCUGUGCCCCUCCCUUCCCUGGGGGGAGGGGCGCGCUCCUUUUAUCCCCGGAGCGCUAGGGCCCGCCCCUCCGCUGGGACCCACCCCCUUCUUGCGCAUGCUUAAUGCUUCUUGGGAGGAGGGGGCUGGUCCCAGUCUAGCCGCCCUCAUCGCCGGCUCCCGGCAGAAGCGGGGGCGAGUGUAGAGCGAUCCUGGGAAAUCCUUUGAUCCCGGAGCCCUGGGUUUCCUCUCCACCCAACGGGGCGUCGCUGCCUUAAUGGGAGGAACACUUGGAAGGGUUGGUUUGGGCCUGAAACUCCCAAGUGGCAUAGCCCCUUUUCCCGUAUGGGGUCUCCUACACCCACGCGGACCACCUCUCCGAACGCGUGGCUGCCUCUACAGUCUUAUCUAUAUGUCCCUUUCUUUCCUCAACUGGGAAUUGGGAGGUAAGGUCUUGCUCUGGAAAUCCAACAUUAGAGGAAGGGACCACCCAAGAAAACUCAAAACCAAGACACCUAACAGUCUGUUUGGGGGCAGGAUCCCUGCUGCUCCUCCGCCACCCCCUCCUGGGAAGUGCCCUCUCACCUCAGGGCACCCGAAACCUGGGCUCCUCCCUAAGCCCACCGACCCUUCCUGUCACCCAGGUCCACCCUCAGUACCCACAGCUGCAGUAUUCAGCGGGAAAAACUGAGGCACUUUGGUGCUAGGGGUUUGGGACUGAGGCGUGGAUAGCAGACGUGAUGGCAGGAAGAGUUCCACUUUUAGACAUCUGGCUUGAAAGAGACCAUCGACUUGGCCAGUGAGACUGAGAAUGGAUUGCGAGUAGAGAUGGGCCGUUUGCACCUCGGUUUUUCCACGUGAGAAAUGGGGAAAACGCUGCUGUUAGGAGGAAGUUGUGUCCAGUUCAGGGUGCCCUCGGGAGCCCUGCCCCUGAUGCUGUGACCCCUCUCACGCCGACAUCUCUCCGCUCAGCCCCGCCCCGACCCUCCGGUCUCCCCACACCCCCCCUUGCCCUCACUACCUGUAUCUCACCGGCGUGUGUUCACCCUCCGGGUGGCUCACACACUCUCAUUCACACACACAAAUCUCAGGAACAAACGGUCCCAGAGUCCUCCGGGACCCCUGCCCAGGGUCUCUACAGGUCUCUGCCCCACGCGUUCCCGUCGCUGACAAAGCCACCAGCUGCCUCCUUCAAGCUUGGUGCUCCGGCUCUGGGCCUUUCUUGCGCUCUCUUUUUUUAAGAAAAACUACAACAAAAAAAGACAAUGAAAAAAAAAAAGACGUCAUGUGAGUGAAGAGAUGUCACUGUCUGUGGUCUUGGAGAACUAGUCUCGUAGCUGAGGGGUGGGGUCCCUCCGUCUGGGGCACUGGCACCCACAGCAGGACUCCGCCAGUCUGAUGCCAGGACUGAAUAAAGUGUAUUUGCCCCGACCUUGCCCUGUGGUUCUGCAUGUCUAUGCUUUUCCUCAACCCUCCCAAAACAAUUUGCCAGAUUCAAGUCCCUGUGAUUUGAGCCCCAACUGGGUGUCCUAGGGCAAGCCACCUGGCCUGUCUAGGCCUCUAUCUCAGGACUCCCUUGCCUUCUUGAAGAAUAGCAAACUCACCCCUGAAAGGACCAGGCAGGUAACAUAAACGAGUGACUCUGGGUGGACACUGGUGUCAUGACCCACUUCAAGGGGCCCACCUCCUGCCAGUUGUGACCUUGUGGGGAUGAAGUCCACAGUGGCCAGGUGGCCAGGCUUAAAGAGAAGCUGGAUGGAUGUUUCCGAGUCAUCUUAAUUUCAAAAGGAAAGCUGAUUCAUAUUUUUAAAUCUCUGUGAGCCAAAUGAAACAAGUAUGCAGGCAGGUCUGGUCGGAGGGGGCUGGCUUGACCAUGCCUUACCAUGCCUUUAAUCAGGAUUAAGCAGCAAGAUUGGGCCAAACUGGACUCAAAGCCCAGCUCCACCACUGAGCACCCGUGUGACUUUGAUUGAGCAAAUUAAGUCCCAAUUCUCCUUUCCAUAUGUGUAACAUGGAGCUAAUAAUAGUGGCUGCUUCCCAGGGUGAGGUGAAAUUUGAGGUGAGAAGCAUUCAACAUGGUGGCCACAAAUCAUGUUACUCCAUUGUCAGAGAAGGAGACAGGGUCAGGUGGGGAAGCAACUCACAGGAGGGGCUGCAAGCAGCCAGGGUCAGAGACAGGGCUUGGUUCUGCCUCCUGGUGAAGCAUGGCUUCGGGUUGCUGCCUCUCCCUCCCUGUUUGAAUCUGCAGAUGGUGUUAAGCCCCCAGCUCAGGGCCUGGAGUGGUGGGAUUGGUCCCAGUGCCUGGCACACAUUGGUCUGCAGAGUAGAUUUACUGAAAGACCAAAGAGCAACAGAAGCACAGUGAUUCCUGUCUUUGAGGCUCUGACCAGUGUUUUACAACUGAGACCAAGGCUUUUCCCUCCUUUGUCCCUCUGACACCGCCGCCCCCCCCCCCAUUCUUCAUCUGUCACAUCCAGUGCAUUCCUAAGCUGGGACAAAGCCUCUGUUUUCCCAGUAAGCCAGGGCCGAGUGUGGAAAUUACAGUGACUGCUUCCUCUCAGCCUUUUGGGUUGAAAGCAAGCUAG
This is a messenger RNA of Cebus imitator (Panamanian white-faced capuchin), 3970 nucleotides long. RefSeq names its product SRY-box transcription factor 12 (gene SOX12). The record is from RefSeq and is a predicted model, not a curated record. Gene Ontology annotation, molecular function: RNA polymerase II cis-regulatory region sequence-specific DNA binding; DNA-binding transcription factor activity, RNA polymerase II-specific. The coding region runs from base 24 to 968 and encodes 314 amino acids. The transcript has a single exon. NCBI's taxonomy places the organism in Eukaryota, Metazoa, Chordata, Mammalia, Primates, Cebidae. Gene Ontology annotation, biological process: positive regulation of transcription by RNA polymerase II; negative regulation of transcription by RNA polymerase II; cell differentiation.